Salvia hispanica is the source of this 2408-nucleotide messenger RNA. Lineage: Eukaryota; Viridiplantae; Streptophyta; Magnoliopsida; Lamiales; Lamiaceae. The record is from RefSeq and is a predicted model, not a curated record.
AUUGCCGAUUUCUCGAACUCGACGACCGCCACCAGUACCGCUAGGUCACGAACGACGGCGGCCAUGGAGCCGGCGACGGUGGGGAGAGACGUGAAUGCGAGUAGAGAGGGGUGCUCGAGAGAGAGUGGAUGGCAGCGGCAGCCAUGGCAUAAUGAGUGGUCAUCGAUGUGCACCUCAAACAGUAAAUAAAGGGGUUUGAAAAUUGAGCGUUCAAUUCAGCGGAGAGUGGGAGUUUGGAAAAAUGAAGGGGUUGGGGGAAAUCCACCUCAAACAGUAAAUAAACCUUGCAAUUUUUGGUGGAUAAGUUCACCCAGCCAAAUAGUGAAAAGACGCACUGUUCACGCGGGCCUGCACAGGCCGCCGACUUUUUUUCGGGCCGCUGCUUUAUUUUAUCCAGGCUAUAAAACAAUGGAAUAACCCUGAUUAUAAACCGUUUCCAUGUUUAUCCUGUCUAUAAAACGCGUCCUCAGAGAGUAGCCCUGGUGAAUGUGAGAGCUCAGGAUCAUUUUCUUCUCCUUCUGAGAGAUACUCGGACGAGCAGGAUGAGUCAAGAGAAUCUCUAAAUAGUAGUGUGCAGUCGCCGGAAAUCAUGUCUACACUUUCAUUUAAUGACGAUGAAGCAAAAGAGAACGUGAAGAGGCUAAUGGAGAAGCUAUCAGCUGCUCUUGUCAAUGUCAGUGCUAAAGAAGAACUUGUCAAGCAGCAUGCUAAAGUUGCUGAAGAAGCUGUUGCCGGGUGGGAGAAGGCAGAGAACGAAGUGGCAGCAUUGAAGCAGCAGCUCGAGGUUGCAUUGCAUCAGAAUGCGAGCCUUGAAGUUAGAGUCACCCAUCUCGAUGGCGCUCUCAAUGAAUGCGUCAAACAGCUGAGACAAGGACGAGACGAGCAGGAAAAGAGAAUUUCUGAUGCCAUUGCAGAGGGAAAUAGCGAGUGGGAGUCCAAAAAAGUUGAACUAGAGAAGCAAAUUGCUCAACUCCAGGCCAGAGCCAAAGCAACAGAAAACAGAAAUUCUGUUGUUGUUAACGCGAAGUCUCUUCUAGUUCUCGAGAGUAUGGAGAAAGAGAACUUGCUCCUGAAGCAAGAGGUAUGCAAGGAGUUAGAAAGCAUAAUAGUCGAAAGGGAUUUAAGCAUUCAAGCUGCAGAAUCUGCUAGCAAGCUGCAGUUGGAGAGUAUUAAGAAGGUUGCUAAACUUGAAGCUGAAUGCAGAAGGCUUCAAUCUCUUGCUCGAAAAUCGUCUCCCCUGAACAAUUUGAUUCCCACUCCGCCUUCCCAUUUCUAUGCUGAUUCUUUAACAGAUAGUCGCUCGGAUAGUGGGGAGAGGCUGAAUGCAGUAGAGAUGGAUGUUUGUAGGACGAGUAACAUGGGCAGGAACGGGUCAGAACUAAGUUGUUUGGACUCGUGGGCAUCAGCCUUGAUUGCAGAGCUCGAUCAGUUCAAAAACGAGAAACUCUUGCCAAGUCGUCUAACGGCCUGCACUGUUGAAUUUGAUAUGAUGGAUGAUUUUCUCGAGAUGGAGCGCCUGGCUGCACUGCCUGAUACUAAGAACAGUACACCUCUUACAUUGUGUGAGUCUGCUUCGGGGGAAUCCAUUUUUAUGGAUAGUCGUCUGCUUAGAGCUGAGCUCGAUUCGAUGACUGAACAAUUAGCUGAAUUGGAAAAGAAGUUGGAGGAGAUGGAAGCUGAGAGGGCUGAACUUGAUGCUGCUUUAGACGAAAGCCAAGGAUCGGUCAGGGCAGCUGAAAAGAAGUCGGAGGAGCUGCAGAAGGAUCUUAAGGCCGUGACCGAGGCAAAGGAGCUGCUAGAGUCUCAACUUGUUGGAUUGGAAGUUGAAGCAAGGACCAUGUCAGUAAAUGUCGAUUUCUUGAACGCAGAAAUCCAAGACGAACGGAUGUUGUCAGCAGAAGUGUCGACCAAGUGUCAAGAAUUGGAGACUGAGAGUGUCUUACAGAAGAACACACCAAAUUCAAAUGGUGAACUUAAGAUAAAACAGGAGGAUCUAGCCGUGGCUGCUGACAAACUCGCGGAAUGUCAGAGGACGAUAGCGUCUCUUGGAAUGCAGCUCAAGUCUCUGGCUACGCUGGAAGAUUUCUUGAUAGACACGACCAAUGUACCCAAUGGGGCAUUGUUCUCAAGCAUGCCAAAUGUGCCUUCUUGGGAUGAGACGACCCAUUCUACAACGAUGGGCAGCGAGGAGUCAUUGGCUUUGUCAACCAUUCAUGUGACUGCUGCCAAGAGCAGGAAUGGUUUUGGGAAGUUUUUUGCACGGAGCAAGAGCGGUGUUGAGCUCAGACAUCGGCAAGAUUAGGGUUUAAGGUUUAGAGUUUAGGGCGAUAUCAAAUCCUGUUUGAUUGAAAAUUAUGGAUUGUCAAAAGCUUAUUGAGUUAAGAUGGUUUCUUGAUGUUUGUUUCAAA